Molecule: messenger RNA, 1383 nt
Organism: Chondrus crispus (carragheen)
Lineage: Eukaryota; Rhodophyta; Florideophyceae; Gigartinales; Gigartinaceae
Exons: 2
Coding region: 1-1203 (400 amino acids)
Molecular function (GO): protein dimerization activity
Source: RefSeq, a predicted model, not a curated record
AUGCAUCAACAGCAGCCCCACUCCGCCGCAAUCGCAUCAAUGCAGUCCUAUCCGCCUGGUUCCAUGGGCUUCUCCAACAUGCCGGACACGCAACAGUCAGCUACCUCGUCUUACCCACCGCAGCCCAAUGGUCAUCGUCACCUGCCCAAUACUAUGUCACUGCAUCAGCCCCAGCACAACCAGCAUCAACAACCCAUUCCGCAGCACCCAUCCCACUCGCAGCACCAGCCCCCACCACCGCCAAGGUCUGAUGUUCAAUCGAAGAUGGCCCCGCCUCAGCACAACACCAUGCGCAGAUUCCUGUCGCAACAGAGACCGAAUCAGCAGCUCAGUGGAAAGCCCUCUGACCAAGUCACAAACGUCCAACAAAGCAAUAUGUUGCCUCACAUGCCGAAAGUGCAGCCAUCACUGCACAUGAUGCCGCAACCUGGUCAACAAGUUCCGCCUCGCUUUCAGCAGCAUAACUCGUCCCAUAUCCCGGGCCGUGUAUCGAAGGGAGAAUCGAUUCCAGCCGUUCCUCUUCCGAUGCAUCCAGAUCCGGUCCAAUCGUUUCAGCCCAAUCAAGAAGUCAAUGAAGGCGAGCGUGGCUUCACCUUCAGUCGCCAUGGCCUGUUUGAUGAGUUCUCUCAUGAGGAGCAUCCCAAUCCGGUUGGAUUGCACCCUUCUCAUGCGUCUCAAGACACUGAUCAGGGGAAUACACUCGCGGGAGUGGACAGUAUCACUGGUCAUUUGGGAAUGCCUGGCGUCGCUUCAAUCUCGAACCUACCUAUUCAAGGCAUGGCACCGGGCCAGGCUGCCCCUCUGCAUGGAGUUCCAGGCUUUGGGGGUCCCACAACUAUGGGUAAUGCAGCUAUCAGUGGGGGAGCAUCUGAGAUUGCUGAAACGCUUGUACUUGAUCGAAAGGGGAACCCGCAUCAGCGAAGAGUCCGUCCUGUGGCCCGGAUGAGAAAUCAACAGAUGUCUGAAUCUCAAAGAAAGCAGCGGCACAAUGAACACACACGUGCGAGCCGUUCGCGAAUUGAUAAGGGACUUGAGCGCCUGAAAAAGACGCUUCGGAAGGUCAAGCCGCAGCUGAAAGUGACAAAGAAAGCUGACGUUUUGCAAGAAGCUGUGAAAAUGAUUAAAGAAGGGUACAGGCUGCCUCCCACUGAAUCUGAUGAUGAACGCGAUGAACCACCACAAGAGUCCUCGUUAUCGGUAUAGCACGGGCUUGGCAUGUGCGUGUAAGGAAUUCAAAAGGGAAUUCAGCAGAGAAAUUGUGAUGAGAAUGACGUGAGCGGCAUUUUUCUUUUUUUGUUCUCUAAAUUCUACAUAGUGUAGUUAUGUUAUGUUUUCAUGAUAAUGGUUUUUGCUGAUGUAAAUCACGAGUUUGAUACGUUUGAU